Durusdinium trenchii is the source of this 1835-nucleotide messenger RNA. The record is from the annotation of a GenBank genome assembly. Lineage: Eukaryota; Dinophyceae; Suessiales; Symbiodiniaceae.
GCACCAGACGCCGUCGGGUGAGGGACUCCCCCUUUAAUGCAAUGGUCGUUCGUCGCUGGGCGCUGGGCGCCGGCACGCUGGGGGCCACCGUGGCGCUGCUGAGUGCAUCGCAGCGUUUAAGUCUGGCGCUCAUGGAGGACCACCGUCCCACUCCCAAGCCGCAGCUUCGCGUUGCUCGCGCACGGCUUCUCCGCGCGCGGAGCAGGGUUCAGGCUGAAGGCAAAGCGAACUCGCUCUCGGGCGCCUUGCGGUCCACUGAGUUGUGGCAAUUGGAGGCCCCUCCAGCCUUGGAGGAGAUGUCUCCAGAGGCCCCCCGCGCGCGGCCGUUUGAAGCGGACGCUGUCCUGCGCACCGCGCAAGCGGGCGACGUCACACGCGCGGUGCGCUGGCUGGAGACGCUGCUGAGCCGUGGCUUUUUGGACACCGACUCCAUGGACCACUGCUUCGGGGCCAUUGCCGUGUCCUUCGCACGCCAGGGCAAUGCCGGGGGCGCCUUGCGCUAUGUGCAGCGCAUCCAGACGGCCGGCCGCCGGCCUGAGGCAGAGGUCUUCCAAGAGAGCAUCUUGGCGCUGGCAGAAGGUGAGGAUCCUGAUCCUGGCAAGACAGAGACAACUCUGGUGCUGCUCCAGCAGAUGUGUCGCGCAGGCCAUGCGCCGGACUUGGACUGCUGCAAGGCCAUCCUGCGGAGCCUAGGCCUGCGGAACCAGGAUCCUGCAGCGGCCGCCAGGUGGAUGGAGAACGAGAUGCCGAAACUGGGCGUGGAGCCAGAUGACGAGGCUCGAGAAAUCCUGGUGGAGGCCUUUUUCCUGCAAGGCCUUCGGAGAGGUGCGGCCAGCUGGCUCAGCUCCUUGAGGAACGGCCCUUCCAUGCGAUUGCUGGCACUGUUGCGCGACCGCCUCCUACAAAGCGAUGAGGUGGACGAUCUGAAGUAUUGGUUGGGCCGGCCUCAGCUGGGACAUCUUCGAAGGAGCCAGCGCUUGGUGAAGAAGCUCCUGAAGCUGUCGACUUCGCCUCAAGAGGCGGAGGACUGCUUGGAACGUUGCCUUGCAGAGGGCCUGGCAGCGGACAGGAGUUGCUUCUCGCAGCUGGCCGCGGCCUGGCUGUCGAACGGUGAACCAUCCAAGGCAGCUCAUUGGCUCGACCGUGUGGCCACCAUAGGCGGAGGUGGAGACACGGAUGAUGCAGACUCAGCAGCAGUCUUGGCCGAGGGCCUGAAGGCUGGUGCCGCGGAGGCGUCCUCGCAGGCCUCUCAGACGGUGGUGCGCCUGGCACAAAGUGGUGCAGCCACAGAGGCCUCUCAGGAGCUAAUGGAGGCCUUGGCAUCGCGGAAGGCUGUCACCCGCGAGGCCUUCGAAGCGCUGAUGGCGCAGCUGGCCACCGCCGGACAGGCGGAGGAAGCCAGCAGUUGGUUCCAGCGGAUGAUUGCCAACGGCUUCGAGCCAGGUGUGAAGUCCUGUUGCGCUGUGGUGGAUGCCUGGGCUCAACGAGACCCUGAGAAGGCACAAGAGAUCUUGGAACAAUUCGAGGCCGAGGGGCGUCCCUUGGAUCGUUUCGCCUACACCUCGGUGCUGGGCGCCUUUGCCGACGCGGGCAACUGCGAGCGGGCCGAGGCACUGCUUGAGAGAGCGGACUCGCAAGGGCACCGAGGUGAUGUGGCGGCAUACAACGCUUUGCUGAAGGGUCUGGUGCGGAAACGAGACUUCGAGCCACGCGUGGAGCGCUACCUGCAGCAGAUGCGGCGAGCGCGGCUAGCGCCGAACGAGAUCACAUACACCACCAUCCUGGGCACUUCUGCUGAGCGAGGCCAAGAGGCUCAGGUGGAGAAGUGGCUGCAG